AAUACAUUUCGCUAUGAGUGAUGGUCCCUCAUGGAUUUAUUAUUAGCCCUGUGGUUAGGGCGCUCGGCAAUGUACACACAACCUCGGUUCGAGUCUCUCUCUGGCCCUAUGGUUUCUCCUCUCUUUCUCUCUUCUUCUGAACUUCCUCCCUUUGAAAAUGUAACCAAAAACUUGUCCUUUGAAAAUGUAAUUGAAAUACACUAUUGUAGUUGCGCAUCAGCGACAGUGUCGCCGCCACGGCACACAAACCCAUUUGAUUUAAUAAUAAAUAGACUGCUGUUACUCUACCAAUACAUUGAAAUGUUUCUCUUUUUUCGCUUUAAUUCAUUAAUUUAGUCUCUCUAAUUGUGCUAUAAUCGACAUUGACAAUCAACUAAUUUGAUAAGAUGAAAUUCUCGCAAGAUGCAAAUGGAUCUAAUAAGCUUCGAACAAGAACAUGAUAACACUGUGUCACCGAAAAAAGUUGAUUCCCCAAAUGGAUAUGGUGAAAUGCUUGAAGAUGAUCAGAUCUGUAAAAGUGAUAAUUUAAACUCUCAACCUUCACCAUCUCUAGUGGUUUCUUUUGAUGAUGCUUCAUCGUCUACAUCAGAUGCAACAGCUGUAGCUCCUACCCCAUCGUCAAGAUUAUCUGGUUAUUUUAAUAAAUUGGGUAUCAAAGGAGGAAUUCGUAAUUAUAAAAGAAGAUGGUUCACAUUCAAUGAUUCAACUGGCAAAUUGAUAUAUUAUCGUAAUCCUGGUGAAUUGACACCUUUAGAUGAAGUUGACAUUCGCAAAGCAACAUUUUCAUUACACCCGCAGUUCAAAGACUCUAGUUUCAUCAUAAAAAUUUCCAAUGAUAAACCCUUACUUUUGGAAACAAAUGACAGAUCGGUUGCCUUACUUUGGUUCGAUACUCUACAAGAAUUAAGAAAAAAAUAUAUAAUGGAUGAAGAUUUAAACUUAAAAGGUCAAAGUGGUGGACCAAAUGAAUUUUACAACAAAGAUAACAUUCCUUCAAAUGGUUCAAUUUUCUACGAUACUAAUGUAUUCGUUAGUAAUGAAAAAGAUCCUCCUGUGAGAGUGAAAAGUGAUUUAGAGCCACCCGAAACCAAACCACCUAAUCGUCUUUCUGUUUUUGGUCGGAUCAGAUCAAGAAGUACUUAUCUAGUAUCAGGGCGAAAGGAGUCAAACAAAUCUAAUGGAUGCAGCCAAUGUUCUGACUAUGAAAGUUCAAUUGUCAACUUAACUGAUGAUCUAAACGCCGUUGAAAACGAGCUUGAAGCUAGUCGAGAAGUGAUCAAAGUGUUACAAUUGCAAUUGGAAGCUACUGUCCGUGAAAAAGAAUCAUUAAUUGAAAUCUGCAAAAGUCACUCAAUAACAGACCAAAUGUUACAUACUCUGGCUCAAAGGGAGAAAGAAUUAACCCUCACCGAGUCUCGAUUUAGGCAAAGUGAGAAUAAAGUUGAAAAACUAACCGCUGAAUCUCAAAGGUUAAUCAAGGAAAGGGACGAUGCAAAGGAAGAAUUGAAUCUGAUGAGAGAAUUGAUUCAUGUUAAAGAUCAAACAGUGAUGUCGUUGACAAAUAAAAUUUAUGAUCUUGAAAAAGGGCGUAAAGAUGAGACUGCCAAUAACGAACGAAGCAAUAUUCGUAAAUUGGAACAAGAUGAAUUGGAAAGCUUAAAAGAUUCGGUUAACGCCUAUCAAUUACAAAAUAAGUGUCUUAACAAGGAAAUAAUUGCUCUCAAUGACAUAAGAAAGGUUUUAGAAAAGAAACAACAGGAAUUGCAACUAAAAUGUUAUGAUUGGGAAGCCCGCUGUUGUCAGAUACACAGUAAACUUCUUUCAUUACUCAAAGAGCUCAAGCAAACUAUGGAAAUGAGCGAAAACUCUGAAGAAAAUGAUCCUCAACAGCUGAUUUCUAGCAACCAAUCAAUUAAAACAUUAGUGACUCGUUUAUUAGAUGAAAACUCUCUAGAUAUACCAUUAAGUUGGAAACCCGGUAAUCGAAAGAGGAGUGAAGAGCAUACAUCAUCAAGUGCUGACAUGGAUUAUGAUGAACUUGGAUUUUCUUUGAAGCAAUCUGAUUGUGAAAUUGAAUUUAAUGAUAAACUAGCAGUUAAAAGUGAAGCACUCAACAAAAUGAAGAUGAAAAAUGAAGGCUCUGAACCUGCUGUUGCUCGUCAGCAAUUUGAAUGGAAAUAUAGAUGGGACUAUUUUAUUGGUAAUUUAGGAUCUAAUGAGCUACAAAAAAGUCUUGAGCUUAAAGUUUUACUCAGAACAGGUGUACCUCAAGAAUAUCGAUGUAAAAUAUGGCGAAUGUUGAUAAAUAUUCGUAUAAGAAACUUGAAAGAACGUCUUGGAACUAAUUAUUAUCAAAAUUUGUGUACAAAAUCAGCUGAGUGCAAAGUUAAUCCUGCAGCUAAACAGAUUGAGCUUGAUCUGUUGCGAACCUUACCAAACAACAAGCACUUCGAGAAUAUCAAAUCGCCUGGUAUUAUGAGAUUGAGACAAGUAUUGACUUGUUACAGUCUUCAUAGUCCUGCCGUUGGAUAUUGCCAAGGAAUGAAUCGCUUGGCAGCUGUUGCUUUGCUUUUUAUGCCAGAAGAAGAUGCGUUUUGGACUUUGGUUGCUAUAAUUGAAAAUAUUAUGCCACCUGAUUAUUUCACUGCUAAUCUUCUUGGUGCUCAUGUUGAUCAAUUUGUACUUCGUGAGCUUCUUAAUGAAAAGAUGCCCAAUCUUGGAGCUCAUCUUGAAAAACAUCACAUUGAACUUUCGCUUUUCAGUUGGUUUUUAACCUGCUUUGUUGAUAAUGUUCCAAGUAACAUUUAUCUUCGAAUAUGGGAUGUUUUCCUUUACGAAGGUAACAAAGUCCUGUUUCGAUUUGCUCUUGCAUUUUUAAAAUACCAUUCCACAGCCAUCUUAUCGAUGAACGAUUCACUCGUUAUUAAUCAAUACAUUAGAUUAAUUGGUUACCGAACUACUGAUGUUGAUCAUCUUUGUCACAUUGCAUUCAACCAACUCAAUCCUUUCAGAAUGCGUACAGUGAAAGCAAAAAGGUUACAUCACACUCAAAUGGUGACCAAUGAACUCAACAAACUGGAUUCUAUUCGGAAAACUCUUCCUGUCCAUGAAAAUAACGAUAACUCUGACAGUGAAUAAUACUGAGAUGAAUACUUCAAUAUAAUAAAUAAAUUAUUGUAAAAGAUCUACAUAAUUAUCGUAAAGCGUCAGAUUAUGACAAUGCAAGAAUCAAGCUUUACUAUGUACAGUCAUCAAUUUUUAGUCAUUUUGUUUGGAGGCCUUUUUUUGUUUAAUGUCCGACUCAAAAUCAACAGCAAAAUCAUCAAACUAUUCAAAAAUUAAUUUCAUUAAAUUUCGCAAUAAAGAAUUGAAUAAC
Messenger RNA from Tetranychus urticae (two-spotted spider mite), 3376 nucleotides. The record is from RefSeq and is a predicted model, not a curated record. NCBI's taxonomy places the organism in Eukaryota, Metazoa, Arthropoda, Arachnida, Trombidiformes, Tetranychidae.